This is a messenger RNA of Macrosiphum euphorbiae (potato aphid), 945 nucleotides long. NCBI's taxonomy places the organism in Eukaryota, Metazoa, Arthropoda, Insecta, Hemiptera, Aphididae. The record is from the annotation of a GenBank genome assembly.
AUGUUUUCUCUAGCCAAGCUAGCGUACUGUGUUUGCAAUGACGAUGAAAGAGCAUUUUAUGAUGAUUUGGAGACUUUAAAAAUCGAAAUUGCACCAUGCUGUAUCGAUGUGUUGAGAUACCUGAAGAACGAGACAAAAUCAAAUAAUAUUGAUGACGAUUUUGAUUUAAACUAUGACGGGUCAACCGCAAUCUCACACCGUGACAGUACCCCUUCAUACCUGUUGUCGAACUCUUUUCGAGCCACAUCGUCCGACGACGAUGACAUAUACGGUACAACUACUGACUCGAUGAGCGAAAAGGCCGCAGCCAGUGGACACAUGGAGUGCUUGGCGUUCGCCGAAAGUCGCGGGUUCCCGUGGACGCGAACCAUAUGCGUCCAGGCUGCCAUCGGCGGACAGCUCGAGUGCCUUAAGUACGCGCGCGACCGGGGCUGUCCGUGGGACGAGUCGGUGUGCGAGUACGCCGCGGCCAACGGAAACUUGGAGUGCCUGGCGUACCUCCGGGAACAUGGUUGUCCGUGGGACUGGAUCGUGUGCGAGAAAGCGGCCGGUCGUGGCCAACUCGAGUGUCUAGCAUACCUCCAGGACAACGGGUGUCCCUGGGACGCGGCCACGUGUGAGGCGGCCGCGGCCGGUGGGCACAUCGACGUACUGCGGUACGCGCACGACCACGGCUGUCCCUGGGACUCGGCCACGUGCCGGGAAGCCGCGGCCAACGGCCACCUGGCAUGUCUGGUGUACGCCCACGAAAACGGUUGUCUGUGGGGCAGCACAACAUGCGAAGCAGCCGCGGCCGGCGGCCACCUGCCCUGUCUAAUGUACGCGCACAAUAACGGCUGCCUUUGGGACAUGUCCACGUGUGACGAGGCCGCGUCAAACGGACAUGACCAAUGUCUGCAAUACGCGCUGGAAAACGGUUGCCAGUGGGACGGAUGCAUUCCAUGA